This is a messenger RNA of Diceros bicornis minor, 1446 nucleotides long. RefSeq names its product hyaluronidase-4. Gene Ontology annotation, biological process: hyaluronan catabolic process; carbohydrate metabolic process. The transcript has 3 exons. Lineage: Eukaryota; Metazoa; Chordata; Mammalia; Perissodactyla; Rhinocerotidae. The record is from RefSeq and is a predicted model, not a curated record. Gene Ontology annotation, molecular function: hyalurononglucosaminidase activity. The coding region runs from base 1 to 1446 and encodes 481 amino acids.
AUGAAACUAUUAUCUGAAGGACAAUUAAGGUUUUAUGUUGUUCAACCAAUACAUCUCACAUCAUGGCUGCUCAUAUUUUUCAUUCUGAAAUCUCUCUCUUCUCUAAAACCCGCCCGACUUCCAAUUUAUCAAAGGAAACCUUUUAUAGCUGCUUGGAAUGCUCCAACAGAUCAGUGUUUGAUAAAAUAUAAUAUAAGACUAAAUUUGAAAAUGUUUCAGGUGAUUGGAAGCCCACUGGCCAAGGCUAGGGGGCAAAAUAUCACUAUAUUUUAUGUCAACAGAUUGGGAUAUUAUCCAUGGUAUACAUCACAGGGGGUUCCUGUUAACGGGGGUCUCCCCCAGAACAUAAGUUUGCAAGUACAUCUAGAAAAAGCUGACCAAGAUAUUAAUUACUACAUCCCUGCCGAAGAUUUUAGUGGACUUGCUGUUAUAGAUUGGGAAUACUGGCGACCCCAGUGGGCCCGGAACUGGAACACAAAAGAUGUCUACAGACAGAAGUCAAGAAAGCUUAUUUCUGAUAUGCAAGAGAAUGUAUCAGCUACUGAUAUUGAAUAUUUAGCCAAAGCAACCUUUGAAGAAAGUGCAAAAGCUUUCAUGAAGGAAACCAUUGAACUGGGAAUUAAGAGCCGACCCAAGGGCCUUUGGGGUUAUUAUUUAUAUCCUGAUUGCCACAAUUAUAAUGUUUAUUCCCCGAACUAUACUGGGUCAUGCCCAGAAGAGGAAGUUUUGAGAAAUAAUGAGCUUUCUUGGCUCUGGAAUAGCAGUGCUGCUUUAUAUCCUUCUAUUGGUGUCAGGAGAUCUCUUGGAGACAGCGAAAACAUUUUGCGCUUCUCGCAAUUUCGGGUACAUGAAUCCAUGAGGAUCUCCACCAUGACAUCCCACGGCUAUGCUCUGCCUGUAUUCGUCUACACAAGACUAGGCUACAGAGAUGAACCUUUAUAUUUUCUUUCUAAGCAAGAUCUAAUCAGUACCAUUGGAGAAAGUGCUGCCUUGGGAGCUGCAGGCUUUAUUAUUUGGGGAGACAUGAACUUAACUUCAUCUGAGGACAACUGUACAAAGGUGAAGCACUUUGUGAGUUCUGAUUUAGGGAGCUACAUAGUCAACGUGACCAGAGCCACUGAGGUGUGCAGCCUCCACCUCUGCAGGAAUAAUGGGAGAUGCAUAAGGAAGGCAUGGAGAGCUCCCGAUUACCUUCAUUUGAACCCUGCAAGUUACUACAUAGAGGCCUCCAAGGAUGGAGAAUUUAUUGUGAAAGGAAAAGCAUCUGAUACAGACCUGGCAGUGAUGGCAGAGAAAUUUUCCUGUCAUUGUUAUCAGGGAUACGAAGGGGCUGAUUGCAGAGAAACGAAGACGGCUGGUGGCUGCUCUGGGGUUUCCUCUUUUUCUGGCUCACUAAUAACACUAUGUCUUCUGGUUUUAGCAGGUUAUCAGAGCAUUCAGUUGUGA